AUUGGCUAUUUGCCUUCUGGGGACGGUGGUUCUCCGGCUUCAGUUCUUCAUCCUGUCCCUUCUGAGCGAGAGCGUGACGCUGAGGCUGCAGUUGCCGCUUUAGUUGCCGAGGUCUCCAGGGCAGCUGCUGUCUCAUGUUUGUCUCGCCCGCCCCCCCUAUCUAAUUUUGAAGCACUAGGCGACUCUUGCAAAAGGUUUAAUUCCGUGUCAUUCAGAUCCGGCCAUCGAACAGGCCAGGCUCCGCGACGCAGAAUGACUGGUUUCUAUCCUGCUGCUUUAGAAAAGGGCAUUGAAGGUCGAUUCAAACGAGGUGAAGUUGACGUUGGAUUCGCUUUUGACAUGGCUCUGAAGCCACCUUCUGUCCGACACUCCGCCGCUAGAGCCCACUUGACUCUGGCUACUGGUGCAUGCUCAGACACUGAAGGUCGGAUCAGAACAAAGCCAUAUGUUUCCAUGUCCAGGUGA
This is a messenger RNA of Protopolystoma xenopodis, 465 nucleotides long. The record is from the annotation of a GenBank genome assembly. NCBI's taxonomy places the organism in Eukaryota, Metazoa, Platyhelminthes, Monogenea, Polystomatidea, Polystomatidae.